Archocentrus centrarchus (flier cichlid) is the source of this 1233-nucleotide messenger RNA. It is a transcript of the gene pomk, whose product is annotated as protein O-mannose kinase. Gene Ontology annotation, molecular function: protein kinase activity; ATP binding; carbohydrate kinase activity. Gene Ontology annotation, biological process: protein phosphorylation; protein O-linked glycosylation; carbohydrate phosphorylation. Gene Ontology annotation, cellular component: endoplasmic reticulum membrane. The transcript is spliced from 3 exons. The record is from RefSeq and is a predicted model, not a curated record. NCBI's taxonomy places the organism in Eukaryota, Metazoa, Chordata, Actinopteri, Cichliformes, Cichlidae. Bases 96 to 1148 code for a protein of 350 amino acids.
AUAGUGGGCAAGUUUUGUGUUGUUGUAGCAGCAGACAGGUUACUAUCGUCAAAAAGUGCUUCCUGAAUCACAACACCAUGUGAACCCUAGUUACGAUGCAGAGCACAGUGGGUCAUCGCAGCAGGACUACUGUGGCCUGUGGUGUUACAGUAGUUGGAGUGUGUGCUGCUGCUUUGCUCCUCGCCAAUGUACUCCUUUACCUGUAUCUGGACUCUGUAUAUCAUACUGGUGAGCAGCAAGUUUCACCUCUGGUGGGCUGUGGGCCUCAACACUUUAAAAUGCCAACCAUGAAAAACUGCACCCCCUGGCUUCAGUGUUCACAAAUAAAUGCUGAAGUACACAAGCUGAAGCUGAUUGGCCAGGGAGCAAUGAAAAAGGUCUAUUUGGCAGAGUGGAGAGGUCAGAAGGUAGCUGUGUCCAUACUGUCUUCUUUGGAUUACUGGGAGGAUUUUCUCCAUGGAUUGUCAAUGUUACAGGCCCUGCAGAGCCCCCAAGUGGUUCAGUUGGUGGGGUUUUGCCUUGAAGACUACAUCAUUGUGACAGAGCACCACCCAUUUGGCUCAUUGCUUAACCUGGAUAGUGUUCUUGCAAAAGAGCAACACCAGCAACACAACACGUGGCAGAUGCGACUGAGACUAGCUAUAGAUUAUGUCUCUGUCCUCCAUUACCUCCAUAACAGUCCAGUUGGGCGACGAGUUAUGUGCGAUUCCAACAGCCUUGAGAAAACUCUCUCCCAAUUUCUACUGACAAAUGACUUUCAUCUAGUAGUGAACGACCUUGAUGCUCUUCCUGAAGUUGAUCUGUCCAGAAACUUGUUAGUGAAAUGUGGCCAUCGGGAGCUCACUGGAGAUUUUGUCGCUCCAGAGCAGCUAUGGCCAUUCAGAAACAAUGGGAAGCCAUUUUCAGACAAUCUUAUGCCCGAGUAUGAUGAGAAGACAGAUAUCUGGAAGAUCCCAGAUGUGACAUGGUUCCUGAUGGGAAGGGUAUCUGGGGGGGAUUUAGUACAUUUCCAUCUUUUUCAGAUCCAUGAGAGGUGCAAGAAGAAGGACCCCAAGUUCCGUCCUUCAGCUCUUGAUGUUUUGAAGGUUUACAAAUCAGUUUACAGCAGCAUGGUACGAGAUGGUGCUGGCUUUAGAGAUAUGCUGUAGAGACCAUAAAUUUACAAGAACAAGCAGUUUUACUAUCUUGUGUACUAAAAUAAAUUCAAAAAGGGUUGAGCUUUGGGUUUUUACA